Dermatophagoides farinae (American house dust mite) is the source of this 1369-nucleotide messenger RNA. RefSeq lists its product as uncharacterized. The record is from RefSeq and is a predicted model, not a curated record. NCBI's taxonomy places the organism in Eukaryota, Metazoa, Arthropoda, Arachnida, Sarcoptiformes, Pyroglyphidae.
AUUCAUUCGUCAGUUGCCGAUUUAACCGAGAAGAAUUUUCAUCAUGAAAAUCUUGAAUCUUAUAGAUUGGGAAAUACGUCUUUGGUAUCGUUUGAUGCAAAAUAGAUAUUAUCGACGAUUUCAUAACUAUGUUUAUUGGCUUUAUCAUCACGAUGAACUAGUACGAAAAAAAUUGGAAUAUCAAAAGAAUGGCCAUGAAAUUUGUAUUCGUUAUACAUUUUUUCAGAUGAUUUUACCCGGUAUUAUGACCGCAAUUGUUAGUAUUGGUUGUGCAUUAUUUGUAUUAUCGCCGGAUGGUUUUAAUCCAUUUUUUCAAGCAUUGGGCAUAUUUUUUCCAUUAAAAGGACAAAAAUAUCUAUGCACUGUAAUGGGCAUUUGGUGUGCAAGUAUUACGGCUAUUAAGUUCUAUGAUCUAUAUACUGGAUUUCGACAAUAUGGAUUUUUAAAAAUUUUUCAUCUAAAACAACCAACUGGAUUGAAUGUUAAUCCUGAGCAAUUAAAAUGUUUGAGAUUAUAUCGUGACCGUUUGUUUUCAAUCACACGAAGUACAAUCAAUAUGAUCUAUGUAUUUGUUUUUAUUGCAUUCGGUUCAAUGGCUUUAUUUAAAUCAUGGAAAUAUUCACUUUUCGGUGCCAUAUUCUGGUAUUUGUCAUUAUUGAAUGCAGCUUUACAUGGUUGUGUUGUUUUAUAUCAUACACCGAUGAUUAUUGCUGUAUGUCAAUAUUAUCUUGAAUUGAAACAACGAGCGUUGGAUUCGAAAUUGGAAAAUUUUUACAAACGUUUGAUGUUAAUUCGACCAAAAUUGAAUAUGAAAUCUUUUCUCAUCAUACGAAUGAAUUAUGAAUUGACACAAAUCACAAAAGCAUAUGAUGAUUUGAUAAGGGAAAUUGCGACCACUAAUAACCAGGUAAAAUGGUUUAACACGAUGCUUUUUUUGUGUCUAAUUACGGCACAAACAUAUAUGACCAGUGUCUUAUUGUUGGUGGAAAUCCCGAUCCAAUUUUUAUUUCUUUUUACGGCAAAUUUAAUUGUUAAUGAUGUUUUGUUAACAAUUAUGUUACAUCGUAGUUCAAGGAUUGAUCGUCUCAAUAAGAAAUUCAUUCAUUUGAAACAAAAAUGUCUUUAUGUUUCAAGUUGUGAAAAGAAAAUUUUUACUGUUCGUAAUACUAUAAAGUGGACAUCAAUGUGUAGCACUAUGCUAUAUCAUCCAUUUGGUUUCACAUUGGCUAAUGGUCAAGUAUUCACAUCAGCUUCGUUUGUUAGUGUAAUCGCAAAUAUAAGUGCAUUUUUCUUCCUGUCUUCACAACAUAUUGCUUAAAUUCGAUCGAAUGUCAUAAAAAUUAUGGCGAUGCAAUGAAUUGAUCAACAU